UGCCUUCCCCUCUGCCUCCAGCUAGAGGUGGCAUCUGGCUUCAGGUGCCUGUGGGUUAUUUCCUUCAGGUCCCUCCGUCCACCUGCCUGGCUCCGAGGUCCAGCUGGCCGGAAGCAGGGCUGGCCAGGCAGCACCGCCCAGGCCAGGGCUCCAAGUUAACUCUAGGAGAAGCCGUGGGCGUGGGCGGAGGCUGGCGGCUUUGGAAGGUGGUGGUGGUGGUAGUGGUGGCGCAGCGAUGGCAGCGUGGCUCUUUCAGCCCCUUUCAUCUGAACAGCAGGCUCGUGCCACUUGUUAACCAGCCUGCCGGUGGCACCCGAGGAGUCAUUUCCUGGGGACACGCUCUGCCUGGAGCCAGAGAAACAAGGAAUCGACUGUCAGGACACGUGGGGUCUCCCUGGCCUGCAGGCUCAUUCCAGCCUAGGUUCUCUGGGACCAAGAAAGGAGACAGAAUUGGGGGCCAAGAGAUCACAUCAGCUCCCCAGGAAAAGCCUUGAUUUUCUAUCCUGCGCCUCCAUCGCCGUUCCUGUAAGUGGGGCGGAGGAGCCGCUGAGCCCUAUUACGAAGCCCGGCCACCGCGGGUCUUGGGCACACUUCGGAGCGACCAGGGCUGCUGGCCUGGAGCCGAGAGCUGGGGCGAGGGCCAUGGCCCCGUACUGGGCCGUCUGGCUGCUGGCAGCAGGGCUGUGCGGCCUGGGCACUGGGGCUGAGGUGUGGUGGAACCUUGUGCCCCGGAAGACAGUAUCUUCUGGGGAGCUGGCAGCCGUGGUGCGGCGAUUCUCCCAGACGGGCAUCCAGGACUUCCUGACCUUGACCCUGACCGAGCAGUCCGGGCUGCUGUAUGUGGGGGCGCGUGAGGUCCUGUUCGCCUUCAGUGUGGAGGCUCUGGAGCUACAAGGAGUGAUCUCCUGGGAGGCACCAGCGGAGAAGAAGACUGAGUGUAUCCAGAAAGGGAAAAGCAAUCAGACCGAGUGCUUUAACUUCAUCCGCUUCCUGCAGCCCUACAACGCCUCGCACCUGUACGUGUGUGGGACCUAUGCCUUCCAGCCCAAAUGCGCCUACAUUGACAUGCUCACAUUCACUCUGGAGCGGGGAGACUUUGAGGACGGCAAGGGGAAGUGUCCCUAUGACCCGGCUAAGGGCCACACAGGUCUCCUUGUGGACGGAGAGCUGUAUUCAGCAACGCUCAACAACUUCCUGGGCACGGAGCCUGUGAUCCUGCGGAACAUGGGUCCCCACCACACCAUGAAGACUGAGUACCUGGCCUUUUGGCUCAACGAGCCACACUUUGUAGGCUCUGCCUAUGUCCCUGAGAGCGUGGGCAGCUUCACCGGGGAUGAUGACAAGAUCUACUUCUUCUUCAGUGAGCGGGCCGUGGAGUACGACUGCUACGCCGAACAGGUGGUAGCACGCGUCGCCCGCGUCUGUAAGGGAGACAUGGGGGGCGCGCGGACGCUGCAGAGGAAGUGGACCACGUUCCUGAAGGCACGGCUGGUGUGCUCAGCGCCCAACUGGCAGCUGUACUUCAACCAGCUGCGGGCAGUGCACACUUUGCGAGGCGCGUCCUGGCACAACACCACCUUUUUUGGGGUCUUCCGAGCUCGCUGGGGUGACGUGGACCUGUCAGCAGUUUGUGAGUACCAGCUGGAGGAGAUCCAGCGAGUGUUCGAAGGUCCCUACAAGGAGUACCGAGAGCAAGCCCAGAAGUGGGCCCGCUACACGGACCCGGUGCCCACCCCUCGGCCCGGCUCGUGCAUCAACAACUGGCACCGGCGGCAUGGCUACAGCAGCUCCCUGGAGCUGCCUGACAACACCCUCAACUUCAUCAAGAAGCACCCACUGAUGGAGGAGCAGGUGGCCCCCCGCUGGGGCCGGCCCCUGCUGGUAAAGAAGGCGGCCAACUUCACACACCUGGUGGCCGACCGAAUCAUGGGGCUUGAUGGAGCUACCUACACAGUACUGUUCAUCGGGACAGGGGACGGCUGGCUGCUCAAGGCCGUGAGCCUCGGCGCCUGGGUGCACCUGAUCGAGGAGCUGCAGGUGUUUGACCGGGAGCCUGUGGAGAGCCUGGUGCUGUCUGAGAGCAAGAAGCUGCUUUUUGCUGGCUCCCGCUCUCAGCUCAUCCAGCUGCCCCUGGCGGCCUGUGGCAAGUACCGCUCCUGUGCAGACUGCGUCCUCGCCAGGGACCCCUACUGUGCCUGGAAUGUCAACACCAGCCGCUGCGUGGCCACCAGUGGCCACUCUGGAGCCCUGCUGGUCCAGCACGUGACCAUGUUAGACACGUCCAGCAUCUGUAACCUGCAUGGCAGUAAGAAAGUCAGGCUCACGCCCAAAAACAUCACUGUGGUAGCGGGCACAGACCUGGUGCUGCCCUGCCGCCUCUCCUCCAACCUGGCCCGUGCCCACUGGACCUUCAAGGAUCGAGAUCUGCCAGCCGAACAGCCUGGCUCUUUCCUGUACGACACCCGGCUGCAGGCCCUGGUGGUGAUGGCCGCCCAGCCCCGCCACUCGGGCACUUACCACUGCUUCUCGGAGGAGCAGGGUGCACGGCUGGCUGCGGAAGGCUACCUCGUGGCUGUCGUGGCAGGCCCAUCGGUGACCUUGGAGGCCCGGGCACCUUUGGAAAACCUGGGGCUAGUCUGGCUGGCUGUGGUGGCCCUGGGAGCCGUGUGCUUGGUGUUGCUGCUGUUGGUUCUGUCCCUGCGCCGACGGCUGCGGGAAGAGCUGGAGAAAGGUGCCAAGGCAGCUGAGAGGACCCUCGUGUACCCCCUGGAGCUGCCCAAGGAACCCACCAGUCCUCCCUUCCGGCCUGGCCCAGAAACAGAUGAGAAACUUUGGGAUCCUGUUGGCUACUACUACUCAGAUGGCUCACUCAAGAUUGUGCCUGGACACGCAAGGUGCCAGCCUGGGGGCGGGCCCCCCUCCCCACCUCCUGGCAUCCCGGGCCAGCCCUUGCCUUCUCCAACUCGGCUCCACCUGGGGGGUGGGCGGAACUCGAAUGCCAACGGUUAUGUGCGCUUACAGUUAGGAGGAGAAGACCGGGGCGGGCACCCCCUGCCCGAGCUCGCCGAUGAACUGAGACGCAAGCUGCAGCAGCGCCAGCCGCUGCCCGACUCCAACCCAGAGGAGUCCUCGGUAUGAGGGGACCCACCGCACCGGCGGGGCGUGCGGGAGGUGCGGCUCCUACUUUUUGCACAGGCACCAGCUACCUCAGGGACAUGGCUCAGGCACCUGCUCUGCCUGGGACUGGCACUGCCCAGCAUCCGCCUAGCCAUGAAGACCUGCUCAGCAUGGGCACUGCCACUUGGAGUGGCUCACCAGGGCACCAACCUUCCUCCUCUGUGAAUCUUGGACAUGUGGGACCCCAGCAGCCAAAACUUUGCAAGGCAGAAGUUCGAAAUGUGGGUGUGUCCGUGUACGUGUGUGUGUGUGUGUGUGUGUGUGUGUGUGUGUGUGUGUGUGUGUAUGUGUAUGCAAACAGGAGUGUGUGACACAGCUUUCCUGUUUCUGUGGUCUUCCCUUGGCCUAUGGUCCUCCUGGGGAGUCUUUGGAGCUAUGAAGGGGAAGGGGUCGGAUCACUUUGUCUCUCUUACCCCCAUCUGUCCCAAAUUCGGGGCACCUGUGUACAUAUGGGGGUGGGGUGGGCAGGGUGCUGUACCCUUCUGGGGGGGUGGGGAGAAGCUCAGGGCCCUGGGGGUGGGCCUAGCCCUGUUCUAGGGCUGUGAAUGUUUUCAGGGUGGGGGGAGGGAGGUGGCGCCUCCUGUGUUGUUUAGGGGAAGGGUGGGCGGGGCCUCCCUCUGGGCCCUAGUCAGUGGUAUUUUAUAUUGGUCCUCUUCCUGGACAGGGCCGGGAAAGGUGGUGUGGGGGAGCAGGGAGGGCAUGCUGUGGGUGGCAUCCCCUCUCCCAACCCUGGAAGAGGGCUCCUAACAGUGUAACUUAUUGUGUCCCCGCGUAUUUAUUUGUUGUAAAUGUUUGAGUAUUUUUAUAUUGACAAAUAAAACAAAAUGAAACUUACUGGGAUGAGAACAAGACAUUCUGGGCUAAACCUUAUCUCUCAGGCUAUGGAGAGGGUAGGUCCCUUGGGUUGUGAGGGAGGGAGGCUGGUCUCCCCCACCAUAUUCCUGGCCAUGGUCCCAGGGCAGCCUCUCCUCGUCUGCUGGUGCCCCCGGGGCGCGGGGCACGGCCCAGACUCCAGUGUUUUCCCACAGUCGUGCCUCUAGGGCUGGGAACCAACCAGACCAGGGCCACAGCCCCUGGGACCCAGCCUGGCUCUGGGCCAGAGGGGAACGCAGGGGGAGGAUGGGUUGUUCCCCCAGAGCUUUGGGUAGGGCAAAUGGGGGUGAAGGGAUUUCCUAGAAGCCAUGGAAGCCCCAGAGACUGGAGCUGGCACUGCAUGGACUGUGGACCCCUUGUCAGCUCACCAAGGAAAAAGGUUCAGCCUGCUUGGCUGGAGAGUGGUGGAGCCUUGACAUCCUGACCAUGUAGGGAAGGAGCCACCCAGAGUUUCCCAGCCCCGCUGGCCAGAGAGAUGUGUUGUACCCAGAUGUUCUCGAGACAACAACAGGCCCCAGCCGGGAAGCCUCGCUUGAGUGCCAAGGACGGUGGCAAACCCCCACCUAGGCACCCAGGUCCAGCUCCCGUGAGCAGUGGGGCAGGCUGUCUCUGAGACUUGCCUGGCUGUCCUUGGCAACCGUCCACAGCCAUCAGCUGUCCACAGUCAUCAGCUAUUCGCCUAUCGCGCCCUCGUGUGGCGGCGUUGAAACGUGAUCCGGUGACAAAGCCCCGCCCCGUCGCGCGAUUGGCUCUCCAGGCAUCUGGUCAGCAGCCCUGGACGGAGACCUGGGCCGCGUGAAGUCUCUCAUCCAGAAGCCCACGGACCCCAGCCAGCCCGACUCUGCCGGCUACACAGCCCUGGCUGCUGAGAGGGGACACGGGGACAUCUGCUCUCUGCUGCUGCAGCACAGCCCGGCCCUGAAGACCGUCCGGGACCGAAAGGCACGGCUCGCCUGCGACCUGCUGCCGGGCAACAGUGCCCUGCGGGACCUGCUGGCCAGCUGAGGGGACAGUGCCACACAGGGAGCACAGACACCGGGCCACCGGCUGCCCCACCCGUUCAGCAUCCACUCAGGGUGGACAGCACACCCAGGAUACCCAGAGCCACUUCCAGCCUGGUGGUGGCCAGGCAGGGCUGGCAGCUUUGAGGCAGGGACAGACAAUCACAUUCUAGGUUAUUCCCACGGCAACCUCUGCCCACGCAGGGAGAAUAAAGUUAUCUCCUCUCCUGA
This is a messenger RNA of Cavia porcellus (domestic guinea pig), 5282 nucleotides long. RefSeq names its product semaphorin 4C (gene Sema4c). Gene Ontology annotation, biological process: muscle cell differentiation; neural crest cell migration; axon guidance. The record is from RefSeq and is a predicted model, not a curated record. The coding region runs from base 643 to 3138 and encodes 831 amino acids. Gene Ontology annotation, cellular component: synaptic vesicle membrane; plasma membrane. Lineage: Eukaryota; Metazoa; Chordata; Mammalia; Rodentia; Caviidae. Gene Ontology annotation, molecular function: chemorepellent activity; semaphorin receptor binding. The transcript has 18 exons.